AUGUUUUGUGGAUCAAAUGUUGACAGUGGAAAUAAAUGGAACUUUGCAGAAGUAAACAAGCCAAAAAGAAUCCUGGGUGUUUAUGUUGGGAAAAACGAAAAUGAAGCAACAAGAACCAACUGGGAAAUAGUGAUUACCAAAACAAAAAAUAUUCUAAAUCUCUGGAAAGCCAGAGGUUUAACACUAAAAGGAAGGGUAAUUGUAACAAAUGCACUAGUACUGUCCAAAAUCAACCAUAUAAUGGGGGUCUGUGAGUUGCCGCAGUGGGCGCUAAAUUCACUCAAUAGUGUAAUAUCCUCCUUUUUGUGGAGAGGAAAGGGAAAUUUGAUCGCUCACAGAGUGCUAAUUGCUAACAAAAGGGAGGGGGGUUUAGGGCAGAUUGAUAUUGGAGCCAAAAAAGAUGCGCUCAGGGCAAAAUUAAUUAGUAAAUUUCUAGAUCCAAACAGGCACUAUCCCUGGGAGGACGCGCUGGCAAGCCAAUUGUCCAACUUCGGGCUGAGGGACGUACGCAAUCUGUGUAUACUUCACCCGGAGAAGGUAGUUGGUGAGCUUAAGCCGUUCUACCGGGAGAUUGUUGAGGCAUGGGGCAAAUUGCUGCCCCACCUCAUGCCGAUAUGCAGGAAUAAAGAGGAUGUGUUUCGAUUACCCUUCCUUAAAAACCCUUGUUUUUUGCAUAAGGGGAAAACAAUAACGAGUUCACAUCUGAUGGAGGCUGGUCUGUUGUGGAUCAGAGAUAUAAUGGAUGACGACUUUAGCGUCAAACUUGAUUUUAUUUUUGGUGUGCUAAAAAACAAAAAUAUUAACUUCAGAAAAUGCAGCAUAAGGUCAAUUACGGAAAAAAUAAAAAAUACAGUAACUCUGUUUUGGGAAAGAAUAAUGCAGACAAAAGACAUCUCGAUGCAGAACGAUGACUUGAAUUUCCUCCUGUGCCAAAACAAUAACCCGGUCUCCGUGCAAGAAAUUAAAACAAAAGCAUGGUACAAACUCCUCAUAGCCGAAAUCAAAAGAACUCCGACUACCGAAAAGAUCUGGGCUCAAAUCUUUCCGGGUUUUAACACCAAAUCAAUAUGGACCAGUGGGGGAGGUCUCUUCACUCCCCCAACGCUACAACAUCUAGAUUUCAAAAUUAAGCACAGGAGGAUUUUCACAGGCAUCGUUCUGCAUCAAAUCAACAAGGGAAAAUACGAAAGAAAAUGUAAAAAAUGCAAUGAACAGGAUGAAGAUUUGGAGCACCUCUUCUUGGAUUGUAGCCUCGUAAGAGCCUUCUACUCCACAAUACGGCGGACAAUACAAAGCGCCUGCAAUUUCCACUGUGGAAGUGACACGGAAUGGACUUUGCUUUUUUUAUUCGGACUAAAAAAGAAUUCUGCACAUCAGCAUACUCACAUUAUCAACACCAUCCUCAGCUACACAAGAUUUUCAGUCUGGACUGUCAGGAACUAUGCUUUAUACGAAAACCGGACUCUGUCACUGCUCCCUUUUUUCAAAACCCUAUUUCUGAACCAUCUGAAAAACUGCUUCUUCGCCAACCCGGACACUUUCAAUCAGCUUCUGAACACUGGACACAAUCUUUUUACAGUACAUCAAAACAGUAUCACACUUAAUUUAUGA
Xyrichtys novacula (pearly razorfish) is the source of this 1611-nucleotide messenger RNA. NCBI's taxonomy places the organism in Eukaryota, Metazoa, Chordata, Actinopteri, Labriformes, Labridae. The record is from the annotation of a GenBank genome assembly.